This is a messenger RNA of Pogona vitticeps (central bearded dragon), 816 nucleotides long. It is a transcript of the gene GPX4, whose product is annotated as glutathione peroxidase 4. Gene Ontology annotation, cellular component: mitochondrion; nucleus. Gene Ontology annotation, biological process: response to oxidative stress. Gene Ontology annotation, molecular function: phospholipid-hydroperoxide glutathione peroxidase activity; glutathione peroxidase activity. Lineage: Eukaryota; Metazoa; Chordata; Lepidosauria; Squamata; Agamidae. The record is from RefSeq and is a predicted model, not a curated record.
AUGAGCUUGAGGCGCUUAUUGAGGCGGACUCUGUUGUGUGGUGCGGUUGCCACUCGAGGCCUGACCCGGACCAUGUGCGCCCAGGAAACGGACUGGCAGUCGGCCAAAUCCAUCUACGAGUUCCAUGCCAUGGAUAUUGACGGGAAUGAUGUCUCUCUGGAGAAAUACCGGGGCUACGUCUGCAUCAUCACCAACGUGGCCUCAAAGUGAGGCAAGACGGGCGUAAACUACACUCAGUUUGUUGACCUCUACGGCCGAUACGCUGAGAGAGGUUUACGCAUCCUGGCUUUCCCCUGCAACCAGUUUGGCAAACAGGAGCCCGGUACAAACGAGGAGAUUAAAGCUUUUGCUGCCGGCUACGGGGUGAAGUUCGACAUGUUCAGCAAGAUCGACGUGAAUGGGGACGGUGCCCACCCUCUCUGGAAGUGGAUGAAGAGCCAGCCGAAAGGCAGGGGGACGAUGGGAAACGCGAUCAAGUGGAACUUCAGCAAGUUCCUCAUCAACAAAGAGGGCCAAGUGGUGAAGAGGUACAGUCCCAUGGAUGACCCCUUCGUGAUCGAGAAGGAUCUGCCCACUUACCUGUAAGACGGACUCUCUGUGGCCAGGACGGAUCCCGCACUCUGCCGCUCCUCCCGUUUUCCUGGGAUGCUCAGCUCCAAUGACGGCUUGCCUUGAAACCAAACCUUUCUUGGUGGGGCAGGCCCGAAAACCCAGCGCGAGCCUUGCAGGGAACCGGAAGCACUGGUGGCGGGGCUGUGGGGCACCCCUUCAGCUGCGUAGCAAUAAAAAAAAUCAGAUAUUUUUUCCUCCUCAAAA